Messenger RNA from Brassica napus (rape), 599 nucleotides. Its product is annotated as thionin-like. Lineage: Eukaryota; Viridiplantae; Streptophyta; Magnoliopsida; Brassicales; Brassicaceae. Gene Ontology annotation, biological process: defense response. Bases 49 to 360 code for a protein of 103 amino acids. The transcript is spliced from 3 exons. The record is from RefSeq and is a predicted model, not a curated record.
AGUGUUUUCUCUACAUUUUGUGAUCAAACAAGUAAUAUCAAUCAAAAGAUGGAAGGCAAAUUUGUGAUUUUAAGUGUACUCAUAAUGAGUCUUGUCAUGGCGCAAAUUCAAGUAGAAGCAGAAAAGAUCUGUUGCCGUAACACUAGAGCUAGAAAUAUAUUCGAUUCAUACAGGGCUCAAGCUGAUGUUGUCAAUGAAUACUGCAAAGUGGGAUGUACAUCCUCCUUGUGUGGUCCUUUGACCACUGUCCAGAACUCGGGUGCAAGUGAAAUUGGAGAUGGAGCGGUUGAACAAUGUGCCAACGCAUGUUCAAUUUUAUGCACUACUGGCUCUACUAAGCUUGCAGUUGAAACCGCCUAAAGAGCAUAUCCUCGAAGAUAUACAAAAUCUAAGUUUCAGAGUUGUUGUUCUUGUGUUUACAGAGCUGUGUGCUAGUAUUUCAAUAAAAGCUCUUUCUGGGUUGUAUGUGUAUCGUAGAGGGUUGUCGAUCCUGCCUUCUACUUCCUAUUGAAUAAUUGUCAUGGUUUGAAAUUUGGUUAAUUUGAUCAUAAAGAUUUUUAUAAGAGGAAAAAGAAAUUAAAAUUAAAGAUUUGAUAUUA